AUGAUAUCGACAGGACACUCAUCUACUGUACUUCGCAUAAAAUCGUCGACGGCGAAAUCAAACAGGAAAGCUCCUGCCACUGCUCCUCGUCUUACUGGAGCCGCGUACACGAGUCUGAUUGGCUUCUGCGAUAUCUCCGCGUGCCGUCUGCUGCACUACAGGAGAGAUCAGCCUGUCAUCAGCGUCGAAAAUUACACCAUAUACCGCGCCGAUGCUGAUGAGAAGAAAGUAGAUGGUUGCGCAAUAACUGUGAGGAACGAUUACAACAACCUGCCAGCGGUCAUUGCGAAUAUGGGACUCGAACAACAAUCCGAUGUGCUAAGAAAAUGGUAUUAUCCAGCAAAGCGCACGUUGGACAACGGUGACCGUCUAGUCGACUUAAGUGAACAGACGGGUCUCAUCAUCGCUUCCAUGUUUAAGAGGAAUCAUCAACGCCAUCAGCUCAAGUGGAUGGCGUCAACUCUUUUAACGCCUGAAGAGCACCGCAAGCGGAAGAUGAGGACUCUUAAGCUUCAGCUCAACUACGUUCUAGCGAGGAACAUUCCUAGAGCGAAGGAGUUUGAAAAGACGUGGGAAGACAAGAACUUGCGGAAAACCUAUGCUUCACUAAAACAGUAUAGCGGCAAAAUGAAAAGAUGUUCUCCAGUCUUCAACACUGCCAAUGAAGUGGCUGUCGGUGAAACAACGUUUCCAAUUUGGAGGGAUCACGUCAAGACCUUGCUGAACCGGCAAGCGCCGUCAGCUCCUGAACUCGAGCACGUUCACAGACCGACAUAUGUGGUUAACGAGGAACCACCGACGGAGUCGGAAGUUCUGGUCAAAAUACGAAAGAUCAAAAAUCUGGUGGAGACAACGGAAUCAGCGCAGAAAUGCUGA
This is a messenger RNA of Necator americanus (New World hookworm), 876 nucleotides long. RefSeq lists its product as uncharacterized. The transcript is spliced from 4 exons. Bases 1 to 876 code for a protein of 291 amino acids. The record is from RefSeq and is a predicted model, not a curated record. NCBI's taxonomy places the organism in Eukaryota, Metazoa, Nematoda, Chromadorea, Rhabditida, Ancylostomatidae.